AUGAGGGUCCCGGCGGGAUCUCAAAUUUCCUGGCGGUGGUAUGCCGCCGUUGGAGCUCUGUUACCGGGCUGGAUUGCCAGUGCUAGCCCAGCUGUGAACGUGGCGCUCCAAGCCUCCUUCGACUCGGCCCCGUACCUUGUCGAGCUCCUUGAGUCUGCCGCCGAAGAAAAUUCCACGUCCUAUUUUCCUUUGUUGGACCGCAUCGCCGACGGGACGUUUGAGGACCUCACAACCGAGAAGGAGCUAUACGACCGCUUCUUGACAGUCGUGAAGGAUGACGGUCACAUACGGAGUCCGGAGAGUCUUUCCUCCUUCAAAUUGUCGCUUUCGCUCCGAUCAUCAGCACCUCGUAUCGAGGCGCACUUCCAGUUCUAUAACACCUCGGUUCAGCAGUCAUUGAUGGUAGCCCAAGAUGCGGAUGUUGUGGGAGAAUUGGAUCCUAGAGAGCUACCAUUUGAUCGCAUCCUAGGCGAUGUAUCGCUCCCUCCCGCUGUUCUUUACGCAGACGUCGCCUCUCCAAUGUUCAGGGAUUUUCAUGAGACUCUGAGCGACAUGGCCAAACAAGGACAGAUCUCGUAUCGUGUACGCUAUCGACCUCCCCAACACUGGAUUUCUCGUCCCUUGUUUGUCUCUGGAUACGGUGUGGAGCUUGCUUUGAAGCGAACGGACUACAUUGUUAUCGAUGACCGUGAUGCGGAACAGCUCGAAGAAAAGGGCGCCAAAAGUCUUCCAACUGACCCGGAUGAGAGCAAGGAAGAUGCUCCGGAUGACCUCCGGCCUCUGUCUUCCUCCGAAGUGACCCGUCUAGGCUUGAAUUCAGUGAGUUACGUUAUGGGCAGCGCUGAUCCUUUGGGGACAUUGAUCAAGAUUUCCCAAAAUUUCCCCAAGUAUUCAUCGAUAGUCGCUGCCCACAAUUCCACUGGGGAAAUGGCGCAAGAGAUCCGUCACAACCGGUCAAAAAUGUUCCCUGGUGGUUACAAUGCCAUGUGGAUCAACGGCGUGCAAAUGGAUACACAGCAGAUUGACGCGUUCUCACUUCUAGAACAUUUGCGCCGAGAGAGGAAAUUGAUUGAGAAAUUCCGUGGUCUAGGUCUCUCUGCGGAUGAUGUCGUGAAGUUAUUGUCACACCGACUGCUCACUGAAGCCCAAGCUAGUGCCGAGGAGCAACGAUAUGACUACCGGGAUGAUUUAGAAGGAAACCAGGUCAUUAUCUGGCUGAACAAUCUGGAGAAGGAUUCUAGAUACGAGUCUUGGCCUGGUGAUCUCGAGGCGUAUAUCGCCGGUUCUUACCCGGGGCAACUACCCCCGGUGCGCCGAGAUCUACACAAUGUUGUCGUGUCUAUGGACCUGUCUAACCCAGAACACAUGAUGCUUGUUGCUGGAAACCUGCAAUCCUUCGUCAUGCGAGGGAUUCCUGUGAGGUUCGGCUUUGUACCUACAACCUCAUCGCCAGAGUCCAUUGCGCAGCUCAAGGUAGCCCAUUACCUUUUCGAUGCCUAUGGCACGGGGUCUCUUAUGCAAUAUCUGGAAGAGUCCGCCUCGAAAGGCAAAAUGGGCUUCCCAGACAAAUCGUGCUUCCAGUCUGCGAUUAAAGGGUACGACCUCGUUGACGAACAUGAAGCUCUGUCUCUUGAUCAAGUAUUGAAGAGUGAGAAGUAUAAUACCGUGGUGUCCCAAACGGCUGCUUACCAGCGUCGGUUGAGUCUUACUGGCGACGAACUUCAAUUCCUGGCGAACGGCAUCCCUGUCCCUCGCGAAGGCAACUGGAUGCAGGGAAUGAGCAUGCAGGUCGGGAGGGACUUGAAAUUGGUCCAGCAAGGCAUUGUAGAGGGAAUCUUCGAGGAGGACGCAUGGCUUCCGGAGUUCUUCCUGACUAGCGCAUUGGAGAGACGCAAUACUUUCCUCAUGCCAGAGGAUCCGAAGAGUGUACAGAUUGUGGACAUCGCUACCAUCCUUGCAUCGGGUGAAGAAGUACUGAGCAACAUUCCUCGUAUUCUCUCGGACAAGGGAGCCCUAGAGAGUGCUCAUAUGAUAGUUGUGGGCGACUUCGAGUCAGAGGCUGGUAUCAAGCUACUUACCGAUGCCCUCAAUCUUCGAAAAGAGAACGAUGACGUGGAGAUGCUGAUGCUGCACAAUGCGGCAUCGUACGCCGAGGAUGAUGUCCCUAGAAAUCUCGUCACUCUCUAUCACUCGCUUGCACGGGGAGAAUCCAUCGACCAAGUACUGACUAGGAUUGCAUCCGGUGACCUUGAUGCUGAAGUCCUUGAGACUGAAGCCCAAAAGAUCUCUACUAUUCGUGCUUUGCAUCAAACUCUGGCCAAAGAACUUGGAUUCAACCCUGGCACCGAGGGACUCGUUGUCAAUGGGAGGGCAGUCGGCCCUAUUGGGGAGGAACACUCGUUAAGUGUGAAAGAGAUGAGCCAACUAAUUGCCUACGAACGGAUGAAACGCCUUGAUUCCAUUGCGGCAGCGGUUGGCCAACUCGGAUUCGCCGAUAAGAUCUCAAACCCACUUGACUUUGCCAAAUUGACCGCGCUCGUGGCUCUUUCCACUAUCUCGGAUGUCCCUGAAGGUAUCUUCGAGAACACUCCUGAUUUUAGAGUGGAUUUGUCUAGUACAUGGAGGACUGAACACUCCGUCAUCACGGUUUCUAACUCCGAUGAUCCCACAAUUCACGUUGCUGCUAGCCUUGACCCGGCAUCUGAGGUUGCUCAGCGCUGGCUGCCGACUCUGAAGGUUCUCUCCAAACUUGCUGGCGUUCAGCUGAAGAUUUUCUUGAACCCGAAGGAAGAUCUCAAGGAGCUACCAGUGAAGCGGUUCUACCGGUAUGUCUUGGAAUCAGAGCCAUCAUUCACGGACGAUGGGGCUUUGGCUCGACCGCAGGCGUCAUUCACUGGCGUGCCAGUCGAGGCACUGCUGACCCUAGGUAUGGACGUGCCCUCGUCUUGGCUCGUAGCACCUAGUGAAUCAGUCCAUGACUUGGAUAAUAUUAAGUUGAGCUCGGUCAAGCCUGGCACUAACGUUGAGGCCAUCUACGCUCUCGAACACAUUUUGAUCGAGGGCCACUCUCGUGAUCUUACAGCGAAAUCUGCCCCAAGAGGUGUCCAGCUUAUUUUGGGAACUGAGAACAACCCGUAUUUCGCCGAUACUAUCAUUAUGGCUAACCUGGGAUACUUCCAAUUCAAGGCACAGCCAGGCUUGUGGCAGAUCAACUUGAAGCCCGGCCGUAGCGAGAAGAUCUUCAAGAUUGAUAGUGUUGGUGGUCUAGGAUACCGCCCGCAGACCGGUGAUGAGAACAACGAGGUUGCUCUGUUGUCCUUCCAUGGUCGGACUCUGUUCCCUCGCCUGUCACGAAAGCCAGGCCAAGAGGAGGAAGAUGUCCUCGAGACGGGAGUCCAGCUCGGCUCAAAGAUGGACUAUUUUGCCAAGGGACUUAACUUUGCAUCCGGCGUUCUCUCUAGUGUUGGUGUCGGUUCGAAGAGCGGAGGCGAAAAACACGCCGAUAUCAAUAUCUUCUCAGUGGCAAGCGGACACCUCUACGAGCGCAUGCUGAACAUAAUGAUGGUCUCCGUAAUGCGACACACCAAACACACCGUCAAGUUCUGGUUCAUCGAGCAAUUCCUCUCACCCUCCUUCCGCGCCUUCCUCCCUUCCCUCGCCCGCGAGUAUGGGUUCUCCUACGAGAUGGUAACAUACAAAUGGCCACACUGGCUGCGCGCCCAGAAAGAAAAACAACGCGAGAUCUGGGGGUACAAGAUGCUUUUCCUGGACGUGCUCUUCCCACUCUCUCUGGAUAAAGUAAUCUUCGUCGAUGCGGACCAGAUUGUGCGUACAGACAUGUACGAGCUAGUCACCCACGAUCUCCAAGAGGCACCAUACGGCUUCACGCCGAUGGGUGACUCUCGAACCGAAAUGGAAGGCUUCCGAUUCUGGAAACAGGGCUACUGGUCCACCUUCCUCCGCGGCAAGCCCUACCACAUCUCGGCCCUGUAUGUUGUCGACUUGAACCGCUUCCGCGCACUUGCUGCCGGCGACCGUCUGCGCGGUCAAUACCAGAUGCUCUCAUCGGAUCCGAACAGUCUCAGCAAUCUUGACCAGGAUCUGCCCAACCACAUGCAGCAUCACAUUCCCAUCCAUAGUCUCCCACAGGAGUGGCUUUGGUGUGAGACUUGGUGUUCCGAUGAGGACUUGGAGACGGCGAAGACUAUUGAUCUUUGUAAUAAUCCUCUUACCAAGGAGCCUAAGUUAGAUAGGGCUAGGAGGCAGGUUCCCGAGUGGACUGUCUAUGAUGAUGAGAUUGCGGCUUUGGCGAGUCGCGUUGCUGGCGAGCAGGCUGCUGCUGCAGUUGACUUUGUGCAGACUGACGAGGACCGCAAAGAUGAGUUAUAG
This is a messenger RNA of Penicillium griseofulvum, 4389 nucleotides long. Its product is annotated as putative UDP-glucose:glycoprotein glucosyltransferase. Gene Ontology annotation, molecular function: UDP-glucose:glycoprotein glucosyltransferase activity. The record is from RefSeq and is a predicted model, not a curated record. The transcript is spliced from 5 exons. Gene Ontology annotation, cellular component: endoplasmic reticulum. NCBI's taxonomy places the organism in Eukaryota, Fungi, Ascomycota, Eurotiomycetes, Eurotiales, Aspergillaceae. Bases 1 to 4389 code for a protein of 1462 amino acids.